Messenger RNA from Australozyma saopauloensis, 1017 nucleotides. RefSeq lists its product as uncharacterized. The transcript has a single exon. Gene Ontology annotation, cellular component: nucleus. Lineage: Eukaryota; Fungi; Ascomycota; Pichiomycetes; Serinales; Metschnikowiaceae. The coding region runs from base 1 to 1017 and encodes 338 amino acids. The record is from RefSeq and is a predicted model, not a curated record.
AUGUCACAGAAAGCCGCUACUGGUGGAGCUUCAGUAAAAAAGAAAGCUAACAGAGAAAAGGGCGAGGAAUACACAUGCAAAUGGGCAAAUUGCACGGCCGGAUGCUUUCCUGUGCUCACAUCUUUGGUGGAUCAUGUCACCAAUAAUCACCUCCAAAACUUCGUAUUCGUCGGAUCCCUGGCUCCACCGCGCUAUGUUUGUCUCUGGGAGGGCUGUUCACGCUAUGAAGUGGAGCAACCCUCGAAAUUUGCGCUCAUUUCACACUGUCGUACCCACACUGGUGAGAAACCGUACUUCUGUCCGCUUCCAGAAUGUGAGAAGCAUUUCACCAGAUCUGAUGCCUUGGCUAAACACGUGAAAGGUGUCCAUGAUCUCCAUCCCAUUCGAGAUGCAAUUGGGUUGAUGCGUACCCGUUCCGACAAGCGGGACCUCGACUUGGGUCCACGAGUAGAUUUAAAUAGACUUACAGACGAUCAGUACCGUGAAUUGUUGGCGCGGGACUACGAGCUUCGUGUUCCUUGGUGGUAUUCUCAGAGGUUUACGGAUGGACUACAAGAGCAGUCGUCGACCUUACAGACUAUCUACGAUCAGGAAAUCGAGACUCGGCAGAAUGACUUGGCCAAUCUUAGAUACAAGAAGUUCCUUACAUAUCCCGACGAGGAGCUCAUAACUGCUCGUGACACUGAGCAAAACCCCGUCUUAAAGAACUUGGCUGAUGAUAUCAAAUCGGUGACUACGAGCUACACUAAACCUAUCGAUUAUACCCUGCGACAUGAGUUUGAUGAGACCGCGGAGGAUUGCGAGCGUCUACGCUCAGUUUUAGCCACUGCUACAAAGGUCAACAAAAUUGUCCGCGCUCAACUCAAUAGUGCUGUGAAGGAACGCAGGCGGUUGUGGGUAUUGAAUCGUAUUCUCCUAGAGGCCAAUGUUCAGAAGACACUCCCAAAAAAUGAUGAUGCGCCCGAGACUGACGAAAUCGACGAAUUUGUUAUGAGAGAAGGAAUCGCCAAGGAAUAA